Molecule: messenger RNA, 1467 nt
Organism: Hyla sarda
Lineage: Eukaryota; Metazoa; Chordata; Amphibia; Anura; Hylidae
Gene: UCHL5
Product: ubiquitin C-terminal hydrolase L5
Exons: 11
Coding region: 137-1120 (327 amino acids)
Biological process (GO): ubiquitin-dependent protein catabolic process; protein deubiquitination
Cellular component (GO): cytoplasm
Molecular function (GO): cysteine-type deubiquitinase activity
Source: RefSeq, a predicted model, not a curated record
GGCUGGGCUCCGUCGUGGUGGAGACAGGAAGUCGCUGGGGCGGUGCGGCCUCUAGUGGCCGCAGCCUGUGAUUGAGUGACUCAGUAGUACACAUGGUCAGGGGAGUUGUGCAUGUCUUGAAGCGGCUCAGGAAGAGAUGGCGGGCAGCGCCGGAGAAUGGUGCCUGAUGGAGAGCGACCCCGGGGUGUUCACCGAGCUCAUCAAAGGAUUCGGCUGUCAAGGAGUUCAAGUAGAAGAAAUUUGGAGUUUAGAUCAAGAUCACUUUGAAGAUCUUCAGCCUGUGCAAGGUUUAAUUUUCCUUUUCAAAUGGCAACCGGGGGAAGAGCCCUCAGGAUCUGUAGUCCAAGAUUCCAGGCUGGAUACCUUAUUUUUUGCAAAACAGGUCAUAAAUAAUGCAUGUGCCACACAAGCAAUUGUAAGCAUAUUACUCAACACAACACAUCCUGAUGUUUCUUUAGGAGAAACACUUUCUGAAUUUAAAGAAUUCACCCAAAGUUUUGAUUCUGCGAUGAAGGGAUUGGCAUUAAGCAACUCUGAAGUAAUUCGCCAAGUACACAACAGCUUUGCAAGGCAACAAAUGUUCGAAUUUGAUGCAAAAUUCUCUACAAAAGAUGACGAUGCUUUUCACUUUGUCAGCUAUGUCCCUGUAAAUGGAAGAUUGUAUGAGCUGGAUGGUUUGAGGGAUGGACCAAUUGACCUCGGUCCUUGUAAUCAGGAUGACUGGAUCGGUGUUGUCAGACCUGUGAUUGAGAAACGGAUGCAAAAGUAUUGUGAAGGGGAAAUACGAUUCAAUCUGAUGGCCAUUGUUUCAGAUAGAAAGAAAAUAUAUGAAAAGAAAAUUUCUGAAUUGCAGAAACAACUUUCAGAGGUUGAACCCAUGGAAACUGACCAUAACAGUCUCAUAAACUCAGUUCAGUCGGAAGUUGCUAAAUACCAACUCCUGUUAGAUGAAGAACAACAGAAGACUAAACGAUACAAGAUUGAGAACAUCAGACGGAAGCACAACUACCUUCCAUUUAUCAUGGAAUUGUUGAAAACGUUAGCAGAACAUCAGCAGUUAAUACCACUAGUAGAAAAGGCCAAAGAAAAGCAAACCAGAAGACUACAGGAGGCGAAAUGAACACUGUUUGCCAAAUAUAGUGGAGAAGAAAGAAAUGUCAUGCUUCGACUUUUUGUUGUCAUAGAACUUGAAGAGAAAAAAAAAUAAAUAGCCGCCAAGAAAUUUCAUGUAAUAUAUACACUUUGCUAAAUUUUCAUUUGUUUUGUAUAUACAUUCUGUUUAAAUCCCACAUACUGGUGCAUAUUUACUAUAAAUGCUGUAGGUGAAUUUCAUAAUAUAUUAGAAUUAAAAUAGAUCUAUACUCGGUAUUGGAGACCAGUCGACAAUUGCAUUAUGUGAUUUUUAAAGGGAAUGUUUCGUCAAACAAUGAUUUACGUCUUUAAGUUAAACAUAAAUUUUUCACAGUA